This is a messenger RNA of Paramormyrops kingsleyae, 2726 nucleotides long. It is a transcript of the gene poli, whose product is annotated as polymerase (DNA directed) iota. NCBI's taxonomy places the organism in Eukaryota, Metazoa, Chordata, Actinopteri, Osteoglossiformes, Mormyridae. Gene Ontology annotation, molecular function: damaged DNA binding; DNA-directed DNA polymerase activity. The record is from RefSeq and is a predicted model, not a curated record. Gene Ontology annotation, biological process: translesion synthesis.
UCUAGAUGGCGCCAGGUCUUUUGGAAAUUUGUUUUGGUGCGGAAACCAGCCACUACUGCAGAAUAACAGGAAGCGGCGCCCUUUCGGUGGCUUCUGUCUGCAGCGAGAUAUGCAUUAUUUUGCACAGUAAUUAAGACGAUGGCGCUGGGUGAUAAUGAAGGCGAGCCGCCGUUGUCUGACGAUGACAUCGACUGGACCGAUGAGAGCGCGGACAUCGCGGCAAGCCAGCCGGCCGACUGCCGGGACGCAGAAGGCCAGCCACAGAAGGUCAUCCUGCACUUUGACCUGGACUGUUUCUACGCCCAGGUGGAAAUGAUCCGCAACCCAGCCCUGUGGAACCUGCCUUUAGCUGUUCACCAGAAGUAUUUCAUUGUCACGUGCAACUACUUGGCCAGGGAGCUUGGGGUGACCAAGCGGAUGAUGGCGACGGAAGCCAGGUCUAAAUGCCCCGAGCUGGUCCUUCUCAAUGGAGAAGACCUGACCCCUUACAGGGAGAUAUCCUAUAAAGUCACAGAACUGUUGGAGAGUUUUUGCCCCCUGGUGGAGAGACUGGGCCUUGAUGAGAAUUUUGUGGACAUCACAGAACUGGUGGAAAAGAAGUUAAAGAAAGUGCCUCUGCCCUCUGACGUUUCAGUCAAUGGCCAUAUUUACAACCAGCAGGCCCUAGAUACCAUGGCCCCCGACCACCACCGGCUAGCAUUGGGGUCCCACAUCGCCGCCGAGUUUCGGGCCGCCGUCCACACCCAGCUGGGCCUCACGGGCUGCGCCGGCAUCGCCUCCAGCAAGGUUCUGGCCAAGCUGGUUUCCGGCACCUUCCGACCCAAUCAGCAGACAACGCUGCUGCCAGAAAGCUCCGCCCAGCUGAUGUGUGGCCUGAUCCACGUUCGCGCCAUACCGAGUGUGGGCCGCAGCACCGCUAUGCGCCUGCAGGCUCUCGGCAUUCACAGCGUGGUUGACCUGCAACGGUGCCCCCUGCCCACGCUAGAGAAGGAGCUGGGUGGGAUUUGUGCUCGCCGCAUUCAUUGCCUGAGUCUAGGCAUUGAUCCCCUGCCCGUCACGCCCAGAGGACCCCCACAGUCUCUCAGUGAUGAGGAUUCAUUCAAAAAAGUGUCUACAGAAGUGGAGGUGAUGCAGAAGGUCAAAGAGCUCGUAAGCAGUCUGCUACACAGGUUGCACAGGGAUGGCAGGGUUCCGCGCACCAUGCGUCUGACCAUCAAGCGUUUCUCGGAAUCCAGCCAGCCGGUGAGCAGGGAGAGCCGUCAGUGCCCUUUGCCCACCACCCUGGGGCAAAAGAUCCGCUCAGGCAGCUGGGAUGCGGUGACACCCCUGGUGUCCUUGGCCAUGAAGCUCUUCUUCAGAUUGGUGGACAGACACAUGCCGUUCCAUAUCACCCUGAUCAGCGUGUGCUUCACCAACCUGCAGUUGUGCUGUUUGGGCACUAGGGGCUCCAUAGUGUCAUUCUUCUCACAGGGGUCCCCCGUCAAGCCAAAGGAGGCACCAUCUGCAGGGUCCUCAGGUCCUACCUGCCAGCAGGGGGCGCUUGAUACAAGCGGCAAUCAGGACGUGCAAGAGGCGUCUCUGGUCGCCAGUGCACCACUGCAGCAGAGGUCGGCUCCCUCUCCUCCUCCAGGAGUCGACCCCAGCGUGUUCUGGGAACUUCCUGAGGAAAUCCAGAGGGAGCUGAGAUCUAGUGCAGCUUCAGCUCCUGUUCCAGAUUGCCCUGGUUCCACUGCGAGUUCUGCCCCAAGACUGGGACUGGGCCAACAUGCUUCCAGGGAGGCCUCUUCUCCAGCCGUACUCCGGCCACCCAGCUUGGCUCUACGCACGCUUGCAAACCAGACCCAAAGCCUGAAUCCCUCGCUGAACUCACCCGUCCAUGAGGUGCCCUCUCACGUGGACCCCCAGGUGUUUGUUGAGCUCCCCACAGAACUGCAGGGGGAGCUGCUGGCCGAGUGGAAGCGAGAGACGCGAACCCCUCCCUCAACCCCACCCUCAACCCCACCCUCGCAGACUCUGCCCUCCCCUAAGCGAGGCUGGAGCAGGCCAUCCAAGGGAAAGAAACUGAAUCCAUCCAACCGCACCCAGGUGAACAACCUGUUGAGGUACUUCAAGCCAUGCUGAGACAUCUGCAUGAGCCAUAUGGCCUGUGUGCACUGAUGGGUGACACACUGAUGGAUGACACACGCAUAUUAAUAUAACAGAGUGGCAGGCUUUUCCAAGCUGUGACAUGCGGAACAGGAUGGCAUAUGGAGCGUGUGACACCAUAGAUGACCCCUACCUUGAAGCCGAGGGUGUCACUACUAUUUUAUGCAUGAGUGCAUCCUUCUGGUAAAGGAAUUUUAUUGAUUAUACAGGCGUAUGAGUGCAAUUCCAGCCAAAGGGGUUGGGUGGCGCUGUCGUGUUUGUGUGAGGUCAUCUGACAUUCUCAGACAGGAAGUGAUCUUGAACCAAAGUCUUAAGUACAAUCACAGUACGACGGUUUUGAAUAAGUAUUUUGUGUAAGUAUGAUGUGUGUUUUUUUUAUUUAAAAAGAAGGUAAAAGAAAAUAAAAGGUUGUUGUAACAUUCUUUACAAUGUAACAGUUACAUUGUGUGUCCUGGGGAUCAGUCUCCUUGAGAGUUUAUUACUCAGUGUUAAAGCACUUAGGUAUGCUUUGUUUGUGGUUUAUUUUAUCUGAGUAAUGCAUUAUUACUGGAAAAAUUCUAAUAAAUUUCUUGCCAUACAGA